AUGAAAAAUUUAUGGAAGAAGGCGAAUAAUCCGAGAAAAACCUGUGAUUCGGUGAAUUUUAUGUCGGGACACGAUAAAAGCCCGGCUAGUGAUAAUGCCUUCGAGUUUGAUGAUGUUCGGGUGGUCGAGCCUGCGGAGGAUCGAAAUCUCCCGGGCCAUGAAUGUGAUGCUGUCCGUAUCCGACCUCAAUGGGACCCACCCGUCGACGGCUUCUCCGGCCACCGCCGUCAGCCAGGCCGGCCAUUCUGCCGCCGCCAGCUGGACCUCUGGCAGCCUCCUGAGUAUAAUCUCCGGCGGCGCCAGCUCAUCAUUCCUUUUCACGACGGCCUUCAAAUCAUCCGAAACAUCGUCAAGAUUGUGACUUUUUUCCGCAUUCCAAGAUUCCCUGUCGUCUGCCACGUCACCAGUCCCCUCCAACACCGGCUCCUUCUCGGGCUCCACAUUUAUUUCUUCAAGCUGCCCGACAUGAAUUGGGCUGGGCUCGGCUCGAGGGCCAGACUUGCUGGGCACCACAUUUAUUUCUUCAAGCGGCCCGACAUGAAUUGGGCCGGGCUCGGCUCGAGGGCCCGACUUGGUGCUCUGGCUGUGGCCCUGCAAACGGGCCCUCGCCUUCUUGGAGCUGACGCAGCCCAUGGCCGGCUAGAACCCAUCAACAGCUUUCGAAAACGACAUGAAUAUGAUGAACUUAUUGGAAUUUCAGGCCCGAGCCCAAAAAUGGGGAGACCGACCCGAAAGGAUAUUGGAGGAGGUUGA
This is a messenger RNA of Striga asiatica, 753 nucleotides long. The record is from the annotation of a GenBank genome assembly. NCBI's taxonomy places the organism in Eukaryota, Viridiplantae, Streptophyta, Magnoliopsida, Lamiales, Orobanchaceae.